Messenger RNA from Podospora pseudopauciseta, 1420 nucleotides. RefSeq lists its product as uncharacterized. The transcript is spliced from 4 exons. The record is from RefSeq and is a predicted model, not a curated record. Bases 50 to 319 code for a protein of 89 amino acids. NCBI's taxonomy places the organism in Eukaryota, Fungi, Ascomycota, Sordariomycetes, Sordariales, Podosporaceae.
UGCAUUCUCUGGACCUCGCUUCAGAAAAAAACAAGACAGGCAAUCCAACAUGACGCCGGUAAUGCUCACCGAGCAGGAGCUCGAUGAGAUUUACACCUUUGCUGUCCAGCUUGGCAAAGAUGCAGGCAAAAUGCUUCUCGAGGCUGCCCAGCUGAGAUUUACUGGCACUCAAACAGCCGAUUUGGAGGUUGAGGAGAAGGAUAGUUCGGUCGAUAUCGUAACCAAGACAGACGAAGAUGUUGAAGUCUUCAUCAAAUCCUCAAUUGAGGCGAAAUACCCCCACCACAAGUAUGUUCACAGAGCCAUUCCGUUUGCCUGAGGCGUCUAACGUUCUGCUGGCAGGUUUAUCGGCGAAGAGACAUACUCCAAAGGCGCGUCCCGCUCCUACCUGGUCUCCGAAACCACACCCAGCUGGUGUGUCGACCCACUAGAUGGAACGGUCAACUAUACGCACCUCUUCCCCAUGUUUUGCGUCUCUAUCGGCUUCAUCGUCGCCGGUAGGCCCACCAUUGGCGUAGUAUAUGCGCCAUUCCUUAACCAGCUUUUUACCUCUUGCCGGGGCAGAGGUGCUUGGCUUAACGAAACCCAGCGGCUUCCCCUGAUUAGGAACCCAAUACCACCCAUGCCAGCGGACGCUCCAAGUGGCUGUGUUUUCUCGUGCGAAUGGGGCAAAGACAGAAAAGACAGACCCGACGGCAACCUCUACAGAAAGGUGGAAAGUUUUGUGAACAUGGCAGCGGAAGUGGGAGGAAGAGGAGGAAAGGGUGGCAUGGUGCACGGCAUCAGGAGUCUAGGGAGCGCAACCAUGGACCUCGCCUACACGGCCAUGGGGGCGUUCGAUAUCUGGUGGGAGGGCGGAUGCUGGGAGUGGGAUGUGGCGGCCGGUGUUGCUAUCCUCCAGGAAGCUGGUGGACUAGUCACGAGCGCCAACCCACCCAAGGAUAUAGAGACGGCAGAAAUACAGGAAGUGAAGCUGGGAAGCAGACUGUAUCUUGCUAUACGGCCAGCAGGGCCAAGCAAGACCGAGACGGGGAGGGAGGGGCAGGAACGGACUGUUCGAGAAGUAUGGCGACGUGUGAAAGCAUUGGAGUAUGCAAGGCCGGGAGCCUGAACCUGGCAGUAGAUAUCAUAAACACGAAACUAUGAUUAUUGCCACAAAUAGAGAUGGGCUGAGUGGUAACUAUCUCUGAUGCUGAGGUGUACCAACAACCUCGACCAGGUUUGGUCCCAGACCUGGUUCUUAUCCUACGUGGGAGUCGAACAUGUGGAGGGAAUGAAGAAACUACGCUAUGAAGCCCACGCCCACCUUUUCAUAUCGGUUUCAUUGAAAAUAUUUGGUGCCAGAACACCACGGAUUGCAACCCAGGCCGCCCUUCGGCUUACUGACCAUUGGCGGACCACUCAAAUCCAAGUUCGAGAC